Messenger RNA from Apus apus (common swift), 2586 nucleotides. RefSeq names its product NFKB inhibitor interacting Ras like 1 (gene NKIRAS1). Gene Ontology annotation, biological process: canonical NF-kappaB signal transduction. The coding region runs from base 471 to 1082 and encodes 203 amino acids. The record is from RefSeq and is a predicted model, not a curated record. Gene Ontology annotation, molecular function: GTPase activity; GTP binding. The transcript has 6 exons. NCBI's taxonomy places the organism in Eukaryota, Metazoa, Chordata, Aves, Apodiformes, Apodidae.
GCGCCCGCCAAUGGCGGCAGGGAGCGCAGCGCGGCCCGCCCGCCCGGCGCGGCUCCGUGCGGCGCCGGGGAGCCCGGGUCCAGGGCGUGCCUUGCAGAGCACCCCGGCUUCUGAGGCGUCACCUGGUUCCACUGGAAUUGAAGCCGGACGACGUCAGCCCCCCCUGGUCCUGAAAAGCUCCUCACCUGUAAAAGGUAGAAGCCCUCUGUAUGUGAAAUAAAAAGGAGGGAACCACCGUUCUGUCAUGUGUCCAGAAGCCAUCCUGAUACCACCAGGCACCAUCAGGCCCGCAGCAAAAACAUGCAGCCCGAUAAGUCUUCCAACGCACACACAUGCCAACAAGCACAGCCCCUCGCCAGCAGGUUUACAAACUGCACUGCUCGCAAACAGUCUCCCUGAGCCCAACGGGACGAGCGUCGAGGCUGCAGGGAAGCGUCGGCACCGAUGGCAGCAGCCUAAAACCUUAAAAAAUGGGCUCGCCUGCCGACUCCGCCCUCACGGGAAAGAUGGGGAAGGGCUACAAGGUGGUGGUUUGUGGAAUGGCCUCGGUGGGAAAGACUGCGAUUUUGGAGCAGCUUCUCUAUGGCAAGCAUACUGUUGGCUUAGAAGAGGGUGCCACAAUGGAAGAUGUGUAUUUGGCCUCGGUGGAAACAGACCGAGGCGUGAAGGAACAGUUACGACUUUAUGACACCAGGGGUCUGCAGGAGGGCGUAGAAUUGCCAAAACACUAUUUCUCUGUCGCUGAUGGCUUUGUUCUGGUGUACGCUGUGACCAGCCUCGAAGCUUUCCAGAGAGUAGAACUGCUCAAAAAGGAGAUUGACGUCUUCAGAGACAAAAAAGAGGUAACAGUUAUUGUCUUGGGAAACAAAACUGACCUCCUGGACCAAAGACAAGUGGAAACAGAAGCAGCACAGCAAUGGGCAAGGGCUGAGAAAGUGAGACUGUGGGAAGUGACUGUGACAGAUCGGAAAACACUGCUUGAGCCUUUCACCUUCUUAGCUAGCAAACUCUCCCAGUCCCAGAACAAAUCAACAUUUCCCUUGCCUGGAAGGAAGAGCAAAGGGAAUAACUCUGAUAAUUAAGCUACUUUAGCAUUGUCUGCUGCUGCCAGGUCACAGCCUAAGUCCUUUUUGUGCCAUUUGCGUCUCACAGUUUCACUUAAAGCAAUAAUCUCAUUCAGCAAUAAAAUCAGCAAGCUUAUGGCCAAGAGGUAUCCUUCCUGCUCAUGGACUUGGCUUGAAAAAGUCACUGGUGGUUAAAGCCUUAAAAAGCACUUAAUGAGAAGAGUUAUCUUGUAACAAGGGUUAUGGAGGCGGGAGGGACAGGUGGACUCCUCUCUAGCAGGGGUUUUGACUGUGCCUGGAUACAGCCAUAUUGACAGACAAAUCAACAAAUUUAUCAUUAAGCAAUCCCCCUGCAGAUCUAUAGCCUCUAGUCAGAAAUAGUCCUAGCUGUAAUAAAGCAUUCAAUUUGGAGAAAGGAUAUAUUGGAAAUGGCAACAGUGCUUUUACCUGGACCUUAAACAUGGCCACAGGGUUUUUUGAUGCUGCAGGAGGCUGAGGUCAGUGUGUUGUUGCAGACGAGGGCUUUGGGGCAGGAGGAACAGAUUUAGCCACUGAAGUUCUGCUAGUGCCUGGGGAAAAAAACAAAACAAAACAAAACAAAUCUUGUGGGAGAUACUAAAACAGAUCUACCCUGACAUGAAGGUUGUCAACAAAGUCUGGCAAGCAGUGCUUUCAGCUCAGGAAUUUAUUUGUACAAACCAGAAAGCCCUCAGAGCGCUCAUUCAUUUAACUGCAACCUGAAGGACAACAUAGCUGUAUGUGGUUUUGUUCCAGUACGUCCAGUACAAAUCACAUAGGUGAUAAUUUUACUGAGAAAUUAUCCAAAGCAAUUUUGCAUGCAGGAGGCACUGCCUGGGCUCUGCUGGGUCUAUUGCACAACACUCCUACCCAGCCAUUCCACCAAGCUGCAGUAAUCCGCCCUUGGCACGAAGCUACAGGCCAGAUGACAACUGGUGCCAAGUGCUGUAUUACUUAGUGAGAGGGGGCUAGGGAGUGUAGGAGGCUGCCUUUUGGGAACAGCCCUAUGGCAAAUGCCCAGAAAUACCUGUACAAAUGGCCUUGGUCUUAAUACGCCACACGUUGUCCAGAAGCAGGAGCACAACUGUACGUCCUGUAUUGGACUCUCCAUGCUGGUAAACCUGGGCUGCAGGAAUCUGCUGUCCUAGGUCAGCUUUUCAGUAAACUAAACAAAAUUGGAUAUAUAGGGACAGAACGAGCAGCUGUUCCUAGAGAGUGGCCAGCUUUUGGCCUCUAACAACCUCUUAUACAAAUUGAUACUGGGUUUUCUUUAUAUUUUAAGACACGAGUGAGGAGAGGGAGUGAACAAGUCCCCAGUUCCUUCAUUUUCCACUGAACUAAUGUAAUUUUGAGAAUUUCACUGUGAAUCAGCAAAACCAUAAGCAAUAUUUGCACUGUCAUAUCAUAACUGCUGAGUAGUAAAUAUGCCUAAUUGUCAUGAUUAAGCUGUGUGCUUAUAGCAUGCUCUUCCUGAAUACUGACAAAUAAAAGUCCUUUAGCAUGA